Physella acuta is the source of this 3952-nucleotide messenger RNA. RefSeq names its product protein cramped-like. Gene Ontology annotation, molecular function: chromatin binding. NCBI's taxonomy places the organism in Eukaryota, Metazoa, Mollusca, Gastropoda, Physidae. The record is from RefSeq and is a predicted model, not a curated record. Gene Ontology annotation, cellular component: nucleus. Gene Ontology annotation, biological process: pattern specification process.
UGCUCUACACAGGGGCUAUUACUCUAUUACAGUCAGUACUAGAUUCUAGAUCUAGUCGAGAAUUCUACCUAAUUCUAGUAUUCUAGAUCUAGAUCUAGAUCUAAUUUUUAUUCUUUUCUAAGCUGUAAGAACAACUAGAUCUAGAUCUAAUCUAGAGUCUACAUCUAAUUGAGACAUGGCACCGAAGCGUCGAAAAUUAUCUCUAGAUGAGGCAGUUGGCAGAGAUAGUUGUAGUAAACGUUCGACUUCAGAGACUCUCUUAAGUGUUGCUAACAGUCAUUCACUUGAAGCUGUGCUGGUUACAGAUGAUAAUGCAGUUGAUAAAUCAUCUUUUGUAAAAACAUGCAGUGAAAUAUCUUUUGAUUUCAAAACAAAAGAUGACAAUCCAAAGCCAGUUAGAAUUAGUGAAAGACUGAGCAUCAAACGUAAUCGCGUAGGGGAUGUAGAGGAACCUGAAAAUGUCAUUCUACCCUUAAAAUCUCAGACAACACCAAAAAAACCAAAGCCUGCCAAGCAAGGAAAUAAGAAAGGUAAAAAAAAGAUCCGGAGACCAUGUGCACAGUGGAGUAUUCGUGAUAAAAAACUCUUCUUUCUUGGCUUGGAAAAGUAUGGCAGAAAUUUUGAAGCUAUCAGUAACAAAAUCUCAGCUGCUGCCAAAGUACGGGGAUUUCCAUUGAAAGACAAAACCCAAGUGCGCUACUUUUAUUACAGAAUUUGGGCCAAAAUAGCCAAGUUUAUACACAUUAAAGAUAAUGAUGUGAAGAUGAAAACUCAAGAGUUGUAUGGGCUCAUAAAUUAUGGCGUUUUGAAGAAACAUGUGAAAGAAACUGAUCCACAAUUUGAAAGAUGUCUCAAUGAAUUAAUUCAAUUUGGUGAAACUGUUUACACCAGUCGAGGGAAGCGAGGACGAGGUUUCAGAAGUGGGAAAAUCAAAACACCAGUUUGUACAUACUUAAAGAAAUUAAAUCGAAUUGAAGUACCUGAACCCUCAGAAAAUUACAAGAUGCCUAAUCAAAUGUUACUAGAACUAACACCUAAAAACAGUCAAGCAUGGGCCAAAGUUCAAGCUCUAUCACAGAAUCCUCGAGUUCGUAUGAAAGUUACACCUAACAGAACCCUAGAAUCAGUAUUCAAAUACCUAGAUAAGAAAUGGAAACCACACAGAGUGAGAAGGAAAGAAAGUUUGAAAUCUUCUGAAGCUGUCAAUGAAGAGUUAGUGUUUUUUUUGCAUCCUCACUGUAAAUUGACCCCAGUGACAAUUAUUCCACGAGAACAACCCAAAAUAGAUGUCACUUUUCGGAGUUAUAGAGAAAAUAUUCUUCCUACAUUGCAAAAAAAAAAAAGGUCAAGAAAUUCCAAAGAGUCCGAUAAAAUAGUUGAUGACAAAGAUAAACAAGUGGAGGACAAACCAGUUUCAGAAAGUUCUCAAGAUCCUGGCCCAUGUAUUAAAUCUGAGCAGAACCUCAUCAGUAUAAAAGACAAUGUAGAGCAGUCUUGCAAAGUAUCUGAUUCACCAGCUACCUUUGCUAGUUUACUCUCAGCUGUAGCCACAGACAUGAGCUCAUUUGUAGAAAAUGACCCUUCUCUUGUGAGUUCAACUAGUGGUCCAAAUGUGCCUGAUGGGGUGGGGCCAACACCUCCAGGGCCAACACCGCCAUCAGUAGUCAUUGAUGAUGAAAAUGCCAUGUUUCCUGACGAACCGCCUUUCUCACCACCCAGCCACACAUCAAUCAGCCACACAAACAAACCUUCUGAGCUACGAUCACCUCCACAAAAUGUUUUGUCACCCUCAUCAUUAAGUAAAAGAAAGUUAACCAAGUCAUCAAAAAAGCUGCAUAUUACAGAUGAAAUCAAUGCUCCCUCAGACAACUGUGAGCAGUCUGCCAGUUUAAGUGAUAAUUCUUUAUCACCAUCUAAAAAUGAGUGUCUAACUUCAGUUUCUGUUCAAGAUUUAAAAGAGGAAUCUGAACGUGAAGUAGUGAGAUUGACAAACUUAGCUGCCGAAGGCUUUACACAAAAGUCAUCCAACAAUGUAACUCUUCUUCACUUAAGUAUGAUGCUAGGACGUGAAAGUGUCAUCCGGUUGGAAUAUGAAUGGAGAGAGAAAAAUCCGCCAAAGAUUCAGUUGCCUCCCUUGUUAACUCAAGCAGCUAAUCAGAUGAGUAAUGUCUUACGCCGCUUGUGUAAUAUUGCUACUCUAGAGUUGACAGAUUACUCCAAGUAUCCAGAGAAAGGCUCAGACCAAAUAAAGAAUCCAAGCAAAAACAUACCUUGUGCUCACUGUGGGCGUGAUGGACCAGUCAAGUCUAAUCGCUCUAAAAGACAAAUUUGUGAGAGAAGAGAAAAUACCAAAGAUACAGGAACUAUGACAGAAUUGCUGAAACUAGAGACAUCUGGUAGCCAAGUACAAGGAUCUGUGUCGGAGCUGACAACAGUUGGGGGAACAUUCAUUGCUGGGCCCCCACCUGGAUCUGUUCAGAUCAAUGGACCUGAUCCAAUUUUUCGUGUUCCUUUAUUGCCCACUUACAAGAUUUCAAGGGAAGAUCAACUCAAAUUAGAGGAACAGCAAAGGCUACAACAACAAGCCAAGGAAAUCAUGCAACAAGCACCAAGCCCUCGGAGAUUACUGAAAAAACGAAUGUUAGGUCCCAGAAUUAGGAGGACACCUUCAAUUAUAGUUCAGAGAACUCUGUUACCAAAAAGUGAUACAGAGCAAGUUGUAGCUUUUAUUCAGCCAUCUCAGCCAUUGGUAGUAAAAGUAAGACCAGAAGAUUUCUUUAAAAAUGCUCAGCCUAUAAAUGUGAUAUCAACUUGUCAAUCAAAAGAGCCUUUCAAAGACUGCGGUAGACUUGAAAAUAGUAUCCAACUCCCCACAAAAUCAAUUGAGAAAAAUGUAUGUCCACUGAGUCCAGAAAAAAUACAAGUUGAGCAGAGUCAGCCGGAAUCAGUUCUGGCUUCAUUUUGUGUAACAAGCACCUCUACACCAUCCUUUUUUAAUAGUACAUCAUCACCUAAACAAAGCAGUCAGUCUAUUACAUCACAAGGAGAUAUUAGCAUGUCAGACUUUGAUAUAUCAUUAUCUGUUGUUGCUAGUUCUAACAUGGGUCCUGAUGCGGGUGACAAGUUCUUAGAUAUGGUUUUACAGAAUUCGGAGCAAGGUUUUUCUGGUUUGCUGGGCACACCUAAAAAAUCACUUGGCAUCGCGGAAAAUCAAUCAGAAUUUGACUCAACUGUUCUUGGCACACCUCCCCAUUCUGGAAUGUCUUAUCUUCAUUCAUCUGCCAACAUGUUUCCAUCACCAAUUAAAUUAGAUUUAUCUGACAAAUGGAUACCUUCAGAAUCACAGGAUGUUUCUUUAAGUUCGAUUUUGGGAGAAUCAUCUUCAUUUAAAACAGCAAGUGGCCAACCUGAGAAACCUUCAACCACAGUUUCCUCAUUGUCUAACUAUGCUGUGUAUUUUGAUAAUGGUUCAUCAGAUGUACCAGAACCUUCCAUCAUAGCAUUUAGUCAGCCAUCUCAGGCCAAAGAUAUUUCUUUAAGUUCUCUUCUGGGAGAUCCAAGCUUUAAAAAGGAUGAUUCCUUAUCGUCAACGCCUGUUAAAACUGGCAAUAUGUUUUCUGAGAACCUGCUAUUUGGUGAUGGCUCACAAGACUCUUUUGUCAAGCUUGAUGUUGAUGGUACACUUCAUGGAAUGGUGAAUGAGAGCAGUCUGGAUUUUGUUGGGAAAUUUGAAUCUUUAGCUGCUCACAUCUCAGACAGACACCAGCUAGAACAGAAAACUGACAAGUCAGAAAAACUUGAAGUAAUAGAGCAUGUGAUGAGAGUAGAGAGUCCAACGACUGAAAGUUGAAAGUGGCCAUACAAUUUUCUAGUAAUAUAAAUUAUUAUUGCUUCCAUGUUAUUAAAACUUGAUUGAAUUGCAAAUUUAUGUCAUUAAAAACAACAACACUUA